Molecule: messenger RNA, 1860 nt
Organism: Zingiber officinale
Lineage: Eukaryota; Viridiplantae; Streptophyta; Magnoliopsida; Zingiberales; Zingiberaceae
Exons: 9
Coding region: 161-1681 (506 amino acids)
Source: RefSeq, a predicted model, not a curated record
GUCGAUCAGAGUGGAAUCGGAUGAUGCUCGCUUCGCUUCACACAUAUAUUUUGGGUCGAGGCGUCGAGCACAUCGUCGAAUCGUCUUCGCAGCGAAGCCAGACUUCGGAGGCUAGCCGGGAUCGGGAGGACUUGGUCGCCGGAGAUCUAAACCCUAUCAGAUGGAGGGCGGGGGCAGCGAGAUCCCUCUCAAAAGCCAGGAAGAGAAGCCCCAAGGCGGCGUCAGCGGCGGUUGGGGCGGCUGGGGCAUCUCCUCUUUCUCCAUGUUCUCGGAUCUCCAGCAGGCUGCCCAAGAGAUCUCCAGAAAUGCGGUUGAAGCAAUGAAGAGUGCGACCCAGGGCAUCGGAGAGGUUGAGGGUCCAGAUUCUGAUUCGGAAACAGCUGGAGAGGUCGCGAAAGAGCGGGCAGGUGAAAACGCAGGAGCAACAGAAGAAAAAGAAGAGAGCGAAAAUGCUAGGCUUCGUCAGUCUGCUCUGGAAAAAUUAGAGAAAGCUAGUGAGGAUUCUGUGUUCGGUCAGGGUCUGAAGGUGUUUGACAGUUCAAUGGAAACUUUUGCUUCAGGAGCAUGGAGUGCUCUAGGUAAUGCUUUGAGAGGGGGCUCAAGCCUGGUCAGCAGGUUGGAGCAUUCAGCUGCAGGUCUUGCUGAUUCUUUUCAACAGGGAGAUUUCCCUAGCAAAGCAACUUCCCUUGCUCCCUCAAUUAUAGAGACUGGGAAAACUUUUACCACAAAGGGGAUACAGGUGCUUGAGCGUGUUGGAAAGGAAACCAUAGAGCUGCUCAUGACAGAGACUGGUUUUGAUGUUGACAAGAAUGCUGACAAGGUGGACAAAGAUGAUGAUGAGGAACAGUUUGAGGAAGUGACAUUUGAUAGGUGUUUUUACAUAUAUGGAGGCCCUGAUUUGCUUGAGGAACUUGAAGCUUUGUCAAGCCAUCAUGCAAUGCUAUUUAACAGGAGAAGAAUAAAACUCUCAGCAGAAGAGAAAUCCUUUUAUGAUGAUAAACUGGUGCAGAUCCAGCAAAUUUUCAGUCUGGGAACUGUUGUUGAAGAAAAUGAGACAGAUUCAAAUAAAGGGAAGUAUAUCGAAGCAUCAGCUAGUGAUAGCGAUGUUGAGAUGAAAAAGUUGUGUGAAGCAAGUAUUAGGAGGGCUGCUGAAAUUGCAUCAGGGUUUGCAUCUGCUCUUGGGGGACUUGCUGCGAAUGAUAUAAUACAACGUGCUACUGAUAGACUUGAAAACGUCAACUCAGAGUGUAUUCAUAGACUAUCAGAACUCUGUUGUUCUGCAGUAUCUCAUAUGCUGGUUCUUGGAAAAUCACUCAUUUCUAAUGCAAACAAAGUAAAGACAGAAGAAGUAGAUGAUGAUACUCUGAAGAUUGAAUGGCCUGAAGAUUCUGUCUCAAAAGCUAAGAUCAUAAGGCACAAAGUCCAGUCAAUGGCUGGUGAUAUGGACACAGUUUCUAACAGUUUUAUUACAGGAAUCUCGGACAUACUCGAAGCAUAUCUGGCUGCCAUACAAAGUGUUUCUUCUGAAAAACCUGGCCUCGUGCAAUCUUCAAUGCAGGAAAAGGCAAAGGCUAUCACAAAUCACCUUCGAGAUGACAAAACAAGUGCGGCUGAGAAGGUUCAGGAUGCUCUCCACUACUUGUCAUAUGUUGUUCUUUCUACCUCGAUGCCAAUUGUAUGAUGAAAUCACUUGAUAGGUAUCCUAAUUCCUUUACUGUUUUUCCCGGAUGGCCUGCAUGUUUUAUGUGGCAAGGUUGAAUUAGUUGAAACAUCGCACUUGUAUGUUUUUUACUUUGAUUGACAUUGUUUUUUUUUUUGUUACGCCAGGUAAUCAAAUAUUGUUAUUUUUUCCCCUUUUAA